Molecule: messenger RNA, 1779 nt
Organism: Argentina anserina (silverweed cinquefoil)
Lineage: Eukaryota; Viridiplantae; Streptophyta; Magnoliopsida; Rosales; Rosaceae
Product: E3 ubiquitin-protein ligase RGLG5-like
Exons: 12
Coding region: 152-1462 (436 amino acids)
Biological process (GO): protein ubiquitination
Cellular component (GO): nucleus
Molecular function (GO): ubiquitin-protein transferase activity
Source: RefSeq, a predicted model, not a curated record
UCUUCCAACCUCUAGAACUUCAACAAUACUCCAAUAAUAGUCUAUAACUUGUAGUUGUUGCUUAACCUCUAGUUGUUUAAUAGAUAUACCAGUUGCAUUUGUUUAUUCAUCCCCAGCUUCUGAUCAGAUUCUGUCUGGUAUUGUACUAGUGAUGGGAGGUAGAAGCUCCAAAGAGUCGAGUCCCAGGUUUUCACAUAGUGGUUCAACUGCCUCUUCUUCCUCAUGGAAUCAGUACCCUGAAUCAGUACCAUAUCCUGCUCAGCAAGGCCCCUAUAUUACUACACCUCAGCAUCACUAUGCAGCACCUCCCUCACAACUGCCAAGGAGGAGACUGGACAGGAAAUAUUCAAAAAUUGCUGACGAUUAUCGCUCCUUGGAUGAGGUUACUAGUGCUCUUGCACAAGCUGGCCUAGAGUCUUCUAAUCUGAUCGUUGGCAUUGAUUUCACAAAGAGCAAUGAGUGGACAGGUUCGAGAUCAUUUGGUCGGAAAAGCUUGCAUCACAUUGGAACUGGCCAUAAUCCCUAUGAACAAGCAAUAUCGAUUAUUGGGAAGACAUUGUCUGCUUUUGAUGAAGAUAAUCUAAUUCCAUGCUAUGGGUUUGGAGAUGCAUCUACACAUGAUCAAGAUGUAUUCAGCUUCUAUCCAGAUGACUGUGUUUGUACUGGAUUCGAGGAAGUGCUGACACGAUAUAGAGAAAUUGUUCCAGGUCUUCGACUUGCAGGACCUACAUCCUUUGCGCCCAUUAUUGAAAUGGCAAUGACUAUUGUUGAGCAAAGUGGAGGCCAAUACCAUGUUUUGCUGAUCAUUGCUGAUGGUCAGGUGACUAGAAGUAUCGAUACACAAUAUGGUCAACUCAGCCCACAAGAACAAAGGACUAUUGAUGCAAUUGUAAGAGCAAGCAAUUACCCCUUGUCUAUAGUAUUAGUUGGGGUUGGAGAUGGACCCUGGGACCUGAUGAAGGAAUUUGAUGACAACAUCCCUUCUCGUGCGUUUGACAACUUGCAGUUUGUGAAUUUUACAGAAAUCAUGUCAAAGAAUGUGGAUAUGACGAGGAAGCAAACAGAAUUCGCUCUUUCAGCCUUGAUGGAAAUACCUUCACAAUAUAAGGCCACCAUAGCACUAGACCUCUUGGGAGUACGAACUGGAAAUUCCCCUGACAGAAUUCCUCUUCCUCCACCUGCUGCAGUGUCUGUUAGAAACAACACAAGACCUUAUACCGGAUACGGCUCAAGUAGUUUUCAGCAGCGGACAGCUCCUCCUCCUCCUCAAACUGGUUAUGAUGCAGGAGUCAGUGCACCUCCUUAUUCAACAUACGAUAAUCAGGUUUGCCCCGUCUGUCUUACUAAUCCGAAAGACAUGGCCUUCGGUUGUGGACAUCAGACGUGCUGUGACUGUGGAGAGUACCUCCAAGCGUGUCCCAUUUGCCGGAGUUCAAUCGAGACUAGAAUAAAGCUCUUCUAGCCCAAUUUUUCUGCACAUAGCCAAGUUUUUUACUGCUCCGAUAAUCUCGUGAGUUGUGAAAGCUAGAUCAAAAUUGCUUGUCAUCAGAAAGUACGGUGUAAUUACUUGUCAUCAGAAAGUAUGAUGCAUCUGAGUGAAUGUAGACUCUGUUGUUUGAUGUGUUUCCUGAAGGAGGUGAGUUUGGUGAAUGUUUAAACUUAACUGAAACUUUUGCAUUAGAAGCCUGUUUAUAGUGUACCACUGACGGCACUGAGGUUCUUCGUGCUUGAAGAUCUUGUUUAUAAGGAAAUCCAUGAUUAGACCAGAGUUGGUCACUA